AUGAAGAUGUUUGCGGUGCUUUGUCUGUUAGGCUUUCUCUUUGGUGAAACAGUAUCAAAAACAGGAAAUGUAGACAGUGGCGUCGCCUUUUCCGUGGCUAAAAGCGAAACCUUCCGUUCACGGGAAGGGGGACCCAUGAUGUACGACAGAGUAAUUCUAAACAUUGGCGGCGGAUUUGACGCAUCCACUGGCAAGUUUGUUGCCCCUGUAAGCGGCUUGUAUCACUUCGACUUUCACUUCUUGACAAUGAGCGGCAACCACGGGUGGCAGGUUCUUAACCACAAUGACGAGUACGUAAUCUCGGCCUAUACCGGUUAUGGUUGGACCACUGGCAGCAAUAGUGUUAACUUACGGCUAGAGCGAGACGACAGAGUUUCUAUCUCUUAUAAAGUGAUUCAGAAUCACCAAGCAGGAUUCUAUGGGAGUGUAAGCGAUAUGUACGCCUCCUUCAGCGGCUUUUUGAUUAACUAA
Molecule: messenger RNA, 471 nt
Organism: Lingula anatina
Lineage: Eukaryota; Metazoa; Brachiopoda; Lingulata; Lingulida; Lingulidae
Product: cerebellin-3-like
Molecular function (GO): protein binding
Source: RefSeq, a predicted model, not a curated record